UUUUUCAGAUUAAGAUAUGAAGAAGAGAAAAAACGUUGAAAGGAACUUAAGCAAAGCGAAAACUGACAUAUCGAAGUUUUUGAAAAUCAAUCAAGGCAUUGAUGCUUCGGAAGGGUCGGAGCUCAAGUCUGGUGGCAGCAGAAAAGAAUACCAACCAGACAGAAAGACUAUGAGAAAACAAAAACGGCAGAAGUUGAAAGAAAAACGAAGAAAAUUCCAUGAAGUAAAACAAGGAAACAUCAAAGUGCACGAAAACCUUGAGAAGAACAAUAAAAAGGAAUCAAAGCAUCGGACGACCAAAAAAUGUAAAUCAAGCUCCAAGCAGUCAAAACCAGCUGCUGCAGUCCCAGAAGAGCUUGAAUAUCUCGAUGACGGCAAGCUUAUAGAUGAUGCAGAAGUAAAACGAUUAUCAAAGAAAUUGAAGAUAAAACCAGGCAAAGUGCCCAAGUCAUUCUACGAAGAUGGUGAUCUGGGCACACUUUUGGAAUUAUGUGAACUGAAAUUUGAAAAUGAGGGGCUGGUUGAUUUCAACGACAAAGACGUACAGAAAGCAACUUCACUCGGUAAUGUCGACCAAAUGUCCGAUGAUGCAGAUGAUAAUAGCUCUGAUGAAAUUGAUAGUGAUCUUUGCGGGUCAGAUUCGGACGACGAGGAAGAGACUAAAAGCUCUUCAUUAAAGCGAAAAAAUCCAGAGAGAGAAAAAGUUACCCAGACUAAAAAGAGCAAAACAAACGAUUCGGAAAAGGAAACCUGUAUCAAUCAAGAUGAACUUAAACCUAAUAAAAGAAAGAGCAAAGCUACAGACAGUUCUGAUAAACCGGUGUCAGUUCCUGUUGAAGUAGGUCUAUCUGCGACUGAACAUACCAAUUUGAAUAAUGACGAAAUAAUGGAUGAAAUAAAACCAGCAAAAUUUGAUCCCUAUGCUGGAGCUUCGAAAUUUUAUGUUCCGCCGCAAAAACGACAAUAUGAUGUAACCGCUGAAAAGGUGAAAGAUUUUGACGCCAUGGUUCUGAGUGAAGACUUCAAGCGAAUCUAUAAGCAAUGUGUGGGGUUGUUUAACCGAGUAAGCGAAAGCAACUUGAACACCAUUAGUAAACAGUUGGAAGGCUUGUACACGAAGUUUGGGACCAGUGAAACGAAUGUAGCAGUAAGCAGGGCUGUGAUGAGUUUAUGCUGUCAGCCAUUUCAUGUUGCUGACAGAUUGAUAUUCGAGAAAAUUGCCAUGAUUGCUAUUGUACAUAAAAACACGCAAACAGACGUGUCCGCGCAGUUCACGCAUUCGGUUUGUUGGAAACUGAUUGAGUUCUGGCAAUCAAAUAAUAAUGAAGAUUCGGAAAAAUUGGUAGCAGAUAAAACAGGUGUAAACUGUAUUAAGUGUUUGUGUUAUCUCUAUGAUUUUGGGGUAUUGUCUAACAAACUUGUUUUCGACAUUAUUCGGAAAUUGUUGGGCGAUUUGUGCCAGCCGAACAUAGAUGCGUUGUUGGCUAUUGUUCUAAAUACUGGCUACAAUCUCCGGAAAAAUUGUCCGUCUGAUCUUAAAGAUAUAAUUUUAAACAUUCUAAAAACUGGAAACGAGCAUCUAAAGUCUCUAAGAGAAACCAGCAGGCCAAAGUUGGAACAUUUCUUGGACUUAGUGACAGCCCUGAAAAAUAACAAUCGUAGAAAGUUAGAACUAGUUGUAGAUUUGGACGCAUUGGUUGCAAUUCAAGACUUAGUUUCCGACCUUGCUUCCCGAAACACGUCGGAUGGAGGCGGAACUGUAAAUGUCUCACUUGAAGAAAUAUCGAAGGCAGGUGCGAAUGGCCGCUGGUGGAAUUUAGGCACCAAUGAAGUAAACUUAAACCCAAUUAACGACUCAAAUGAUAAAUUAGGUCAUUCGUCUAAUGAAAACGAUGAACUUAUUGAGCUAGCGCACAAAUGUGGGAUGAAUACACAAUUCCGCGAAAGUGUGUUUUGUGCUAUUAUGACUAGCUCUGAUUAUAUGGAGGCGGCAGAUAAAUUAUUUCGUAUGAAUUUAAAGAAACAUGCCCGAGAAAUUCCACAUAUCGUCAUCAAAUGUUUACUGCUCGAGGAAAAGUUCAAUCCAUUCUAUUUUCAUCUAUUGAAGUCUUUCGCAGUUUACGAAAAACAGAACAAAGUGGUAUUGAAAUUUGCAAUUGCCGAUAGGUUGAAGGAUCUCAAAAUGAUGAAAAACAAAUAUGAAAUGUCUGUUUUCGCCGAGCUGCUUGUCAAACUUCUUUUCGAAGAUAUGAUUCCAAGCAACCUUUUAUCGCUUUUACCGAUCGUCAACACGACGAAAAACUCUGUCUCGUUCGUAAGGAUAUUUUUGAAAAAGUUCCUUUUAUCAAAAAGGACACUACUGAAUAGUUUUCUGAAGCGGGCUACAAACUCAAAUGACAACCAAUAUCUAAUGAACUUAAACGUUUUGACCAAGCAAAACAUUAUAGAGAGGUUUCAGAAACUGAAAGAUUUGAGCGAAUUGAAGUGUAAACUUUUGUUAAAUGGUAAAUUUGUGUGUGAAGAAAUUGAUAAUUUAUCAUAAUCAAAAUUUAAUUUUUACAAUCAGUGUCUUUA
Molecule: messenger RNA, 2574 nt
Organism: Symsagittifera roscoffensis
Lineage: Eukaryota; Metazoa; Xenacoelomorpha; Acoela; Convolutidae
Product: nucleolar MIF4G domain-containing protein 1-like
Exons: 1
Coding region: 17-2542 (841 amino acids)
Biological process (GO): ribosomal small subunit biogenesis
Cellular component (GO): nucleolus
Molecular function (GO): protein binding; RNA binding
Source: RefSeq, a predicted model, not a curated record